CGUCGCGUCAUCGAACACAGUGGAAAGGGUGGCCGUAAGGGGGGCGAAACGAGAGGAGAAGAACGCGCGCUUACUCGUCGGAGAAACCAACGAUCUCAGCUGAUCCAUGUCCGUUACUAUCCAUUUCUCGGAUCGAUUUGCAGGUGUACGGAUCUGGAGGCGGCGCUUCAAACUAAAGUGCAAGAAUGUGGUCGAAUUGAGAGUAUCUGAAGGGCUGUAGCGUCGAACGGGUGGUCUAUUGUGCUCCUAAAACCCCAAAAAAUUUUCCUUUCGGGCAGCGACCGUCAUUUUUGUCUACAGUGUGGUUCGUUGUGUGAUUUUUAUGCUGAUCUCAGGAGAAACCUUUAAGAUUCUGAGUCUUAAUUCUUUUGAGUUGUGGUGUGAACUAGUUUAAACAAUGACAACGGGAUGUACUGGUGGUGUGAUUCCUGGCGCUGAUCGAACUGAUGAAUGUAAUCCCCCCAAAGUUGAUGAGGAUGCCAUGAUUUUGGAAAAAAUCCCAGUGAAAGAGGAAGAAAGUGUCGUUGUCAACAAAGCCCCUGAAUUUGAUGGGGAGUUUAUGGAUCCUGAAGAUACCCCUGAUGAAGAAGCAAAAAGGAACCAAACCAAAGCUGAUCAUGAUGAGAAGGGAGUCCAUUGUACAAAUUCAAUGUCCCUUGAUAUUCCAGCACAAGGCUCAAAACAUGUUUUGGGAAAGGCCAAAGACAAUUCUCAUGUCAAGAAACGGAGAAACUGCCACACUGAAGUGAAAGAUGAGCAGAAGGGGGCAGGGAAGCAGUUGAAAAGAAAAAGAGUUGCUACUGAUGGGAAUACGAACUCUGAUGAUAAGGAAUUUCUUACAGCUGAAUGCCGGCGUGAAAUCAAAGAAUUGUUUGAGUAUUACAAGGAGUUUUCUGGUCUUGGGCUGCAACAUGAUGAUAGUGAAUGCCAUUCCAACAAUUUGAUGAUUGCUUAUUUGCUGGAGGAGAGAAGUCUUUCAUUUUCCAAACUAGUCGAGGAAAUUUAUGACAAGUUGAAGGGAAGAGAGGGGAUUACUCUGGCUUCUGUUCGCAGUACUGUGCUUUUUGUAGGACAGAGAGUGAUGUAUGGUAUUUCCAGUGCGGAUGCCGAUGUAUUGGAAGAUGAGUCAGAGUCAUGCCUAUGGUGCUGGGAGACAAGAGAUAUCAAAUUGUUCUCUGCUGCUCUUCGUGCCAUUGUCAACAUUCGACGCAUAGCUCGGAAGAAGAUUCAUGAGAGGAUUUCUGCCCUCUGUGCAACAUUAUCUGUGUUGACAAGUUCUGAAUAUAAAGAUGGCCAAAGAACUGAUCUGAUGAAGCCAUCGAUGAUUCUUGGCAAGAUAUUGAAUAAGCAAGGGAUUUCUUCAUUAGUUGAAAAGUUGACCCAGAAGAAAUGUGUCGACAAUGCUGCCAAAGAAGCCAGGUUACAAGAAAAGGAAUUAAUGAAGGAAGCUGAGAAAAAUAAACGGAGUGCUGAAAAGGAAAAGAAGAAAAUGGAUCUAGAGCUUCAGAAGGAAAAAUUGCGAAUAGAGAAGGAACGAAAGCGGAUGCAAGAAGAAGCUGAAAGACAAGAAAAACGCCGUGAAAAAGAAGAAGCUGAAUUGAAAAAACAAAAUAAGAAGCGACAAGAAGAAGCUGCCAGAGAACAACGGCGUCGUGAAAAAGAGGAAGCUGAGCAGAAGAAACAGCUUGCCAUGCAAAAGCAAGCUUCUAUGAUGGAAUGUUUUCUUAGAAGUAAAAAGAGUAGCAAUAGUUCAGAUAAUUCUGAUAGAUUGUCACCUAUGAAAAGCCAAUCAGUUGAUACAGCUUCCAAAAAUGAAGGAAUAACUAAUGCAGUUACAUCAUCAAUGGACUGUGCUUUCUCUCAGCAGUAUAGUGUGUCUAUGGAAGACCUUUGCAGGUUGCAUAUUGCUGGCUGGCAUAAGUUGGCUCACUGUAAUAGGUCUUGCCACUGGGGUCAACGGCGUAAUCCUAAGAUGGAAUUGAUCAAGGAGCUUAAGCUGCAAAGACCAUACUUGUUAGGCGAAUCUCCUGACAAAAUGGCAACGCCAAUGAAGGAUGCUUCCUCUUAUGAAGUGAAUAAUAGCAGUGAAUCAAGCUAUUAUAAGUUUGAUGACGAACUGGAAUCUUCUAUAAGCAAUAUAUCACAUCAAAAUGAUCCUAUUGUUGCCUCAUCAUCAGCCAGGAGCUGGAUUAAAAAGCUGUUGCAGUUUGACAAGAGCUUUAAGCCAGCAUAUUAUGGAACUUGGCACAGGAAAAGUGGUGUUGUUGGUCCAAGGCACCCGUUUAGAAAGGACCCUGAAUUGGAUUAUGAUGUUGAUAGUGAUGAGGAAUGGGAAGAGGAGGAUCCAGGUGAAAGUCUUUCGGAUUGUGAAAAAGAUGUAGAAGAAAUUUUAGAUGCUGAAAACUUGAAAGAUGAGGAUGACAUCGAAAGUGAAGACAGCUUUGUUGUUCCUGAUGGUUAUCUUUCUGAAAAUGAGGGAGUACAAAUCGAGACAUCUGAAUUCCCAGAUGAUGAGGCAAAAGUCUCAGAGUGUUGUAAGUUAGAGGUUGAUAAUGAGGAAUUUAGAACAUUGCUGCAGCAGCACAAGAUUCUCUGCACUUUUACAGAAAGGGCUCUUCGAAAGAGCCAGCCACUGGUGAUAUCCAACCUAAGUCAUGAAAAGAUCAAACUUUUGUCGGCCGAGGAUCUUAAUGGGAAGGCAAAAGUUGACCAGGUCUGUUUGCAGGCUCUCUGCAUGCGGGCCAUCCCUGGAGGAGCCAUUGUAGAUAUCUUUACAAAUCCCAGCACAUCCUAUGAGGAUCAACAAGUGCCCCUGGCUCCUGAGGAAAGUGCUGCACAAGCAGCCACUGCACCAGUUGUAUCUGAUAAGGACUUGCCAGAAUAUGUUAGGUUGAUUCAAUCUUGUCCGCAUGGAAUUAAUAAGCUGGUAGAUGUGUUGCUACAGAAGUUUCCAAGCAUCCCAAAGUCACAAUUAAGAAAUAAAAUACGGGAAAUAUCAGAUUUUGUUGACAAUCGAUGGCAGGUUAAGAAAGAUGUCUUGCAAAGGCUUGGCUUGUCUGCCUCCGAGCCCUCUCCAGACAAGGGUGGGAAGCAGAAAAGUAUAGCAAUGUAUUUCUCCAAAAGGUGCUUACCUCCUGAAGGGCAAUCCAUCAACAUCUCUGAAUCCUCUCCUCAGUCAAGCGCAAAAUCAAAGGCACAGAACUUUGGAAGUGAUGGCCAGUUCCGAGAGAGUGGUUUGCAGUUUAGGGAUCUCUAAGAAAUAGUUUCUGGUGGAUUUUGGGUUAUCCAAGGCAUUGGUAGUGUAUGUAUAACACUGUGAAUCAUGGUACCAAGUGUUUGUUGUAUACGAGGUAUUAAGAAAUGCCAGUUCUGUUAACUGGGUUGACCAUGUGGCCGGUGUUGGUAGCACUGAACUUGUGAAUUUUCUUUCUAUUUGCAAAUUUUCUUUAAGUUUCUAACAAUAUAUUGAUGUUUAUUUUGGCCGUCA
This is a messenger RNA of Musa acuminata subsp. malaccensis (wild Malaysian banana), 3487 nucleotides long. RefSeq names its product chromatin assembly factor 1 subunit FAS1. Gene Ontology annotation, cellular component: CAF-1 complex; nucleus. NCBI's taxonomy places the organism in Eukaryota, Viridiplantae, Streptophyta, Magnoliopsida, Zingiberales, Musaceae. The record is from RefSeq and is a predicted model, not a curated record. Gene Ontology annotation, biological process: nucleosome assembly.